AGAACUGCAAGGUUAGUGGUAUUCUGAGUUGCUCGGUGGACACUUCUGCAGUUGGUGCAUGCUAACUGCACCAAGCAGGUACAGUUGGCAUUGCUUUUCAUUUCUGGCCCUUGAGAAGGUAUUUAUUACAAGGUAUUUCUACAUUGUAAUAAAUAAAUAAAUAAAUAAAUAAAUAAAUAGGGAUUUUACCUUCUCUCUUUCUGACCCACUGGCAUGGAUCAUUAGCCCGGCACAAGGCUUCGUGAUGUGGGGGUGUAUGGUAGCCUUGAAAUGUGAAGGUUUCCACAAAGUUAAACAGCAAAUGGCCUCAGUGAAUUGAGAAAAGAUAAUGUAGAAAUGGACAUAUAUCACGAGUGAGGGGCUGUAGUUUUUUUGUUUGUUUUUUUCAGGAUUAAACAGUGUCUUAGCAUGCUUAAACAAUUUUUAUACUUAUGUACUUUCAGAGAUGUCUCAAUUUGGAGGUGCUGGCAAAAAUCCACCAUGGAUGAGGGCCACUGAACUUCCUUUAACGGGGAGUGCAAUGCUGGCUCAAGCUGGUGCAAGCUUGGCGUCGGCGCUCACGCAGCCCCAGACAGCGGUGCAGCAGCAGCAAACACAGCCUUUUGGCACUAACCUGGCCGCGCUUGGCCUUGCACAGAAUGCACUGCAGGCCACAACAGUUCUUUCACAGGCUGGUCUGGGCCUCUCAGCUGCAUCAUUGGCAGCAUCAGGGGGUGCAAGCCUUGGCUAUGGCACAACACAAGCAGCAGCUGCUCGGCUGCUUGGUGCAGCUGCUGCAACUACUGGUGUUACCACGCCAUCUACAAAGCAACGUGUCUUUACAGGCACCGUGACAAAGCUGCAUGAUAAUUUUGGCUUUGUUGAUGAAGACGUGUUCUUUCAGACCUGUGUAAUCAAGGGAACCAUGCCAAAGGUUGGGGAGAGAGUUCUGGUUGAAGCUUCUUACAAUCCAAACAUGCCAUUCAAGUGGAAUGCCUAUCGAAUACAACUUUUGGCAAACCAGAUGAAUGCUUCUGUCGGCGUUCGCUUAAACAGUCAGAUAACACCAAGCAGCCAGUCCAACACCAGUGCAGCUAUGGCAGCACAGACACAAUACAUCAACUCCUUGACUUCUGAGAACAAGAGCAGUCGUUCUGAUGUGGAAAAGAUUUCUUACAGUCAAUUGCUUGAGAGAACGGAGAGCAGGCAUAGAGCGGAGUACUCAAGCAGCAAUACAAGAACUCCUAACAGACGAAGCUCACCCAGUCGGCGUGACCGUGAUAUGCGGCAUGAUGACCGACGAGACCGUUACCGAGACCGCAACAGCAGUCGGGAUUUUGACAAAGACCGAAGGCCCUAUGAUCGUAACCAGGACCGGGCAUCUGAUCGGAGCUCAGAUCGAAACCAAGACAGAAUGCAAGAGCGUGAUCGAGUGCAAGACAGGGAUCGCCUCCAAGAUCGUGACCGAGAUCGAAUAAUGGACCGUGAUCGUAUUCAAGACAGGCUGCCUGAUCGGGUGCAAGACAGAAAUAGCUUCAGGAUUGGGCACUCUGGACGGUCACCCAUUCGAGAUCUUAGAUCAAGAGAUCGGGAUCGUGACAGAGAAAGGGAUCGAGAUCUGCGGGGUCCAGCACAGUCACCUGAUCGGGACUAUCGAGGGCCAGGCCAAGACCAUGAUGGCAGCAGCACUUCGUCAUUGGCUCGCAAGCAUCCCUUGUCACCCCCCCGACGAGGUGGUGGAGGCUCUCCACCACGGCGCAAACCACGAAUGAUGCCUCGCUAUGUGGUGGACAUUCCUGCAGUCUGCUUAGAGCAGCGGGAGCUUGGUGUGGUGGACUUGCGCAAGCGCUAUCCAAACAUGUACAUACCAUCAGACUUCUUUCAUGCGUACAUCUGCUGGCAAGAGUGCUUUCCACUACACCGCCCCUUUGGCCUCAACUACCCGUGCUGUUUCCAAGUGCUGCCGAAAGACACCUGCCCUUCUCCACCAUCUCUGCUCAGUGCAACCCAUUUGGAGUCUCCAUUGCCUCCGGCUGUGUUAGACCCAUCAGACAUAGAUUUUUCCUUCAGUGCCAAGGUGAUGCUGCUUUCAAGCCCAUCUCUGGAAGAGCUGUAUCAGCAGACCUGUGCCCUGGCUGAGGAUGAAUCUCGAUUGGGGACUGCGAUGCACCCAGCACGUGUGCUCUCCUUUCUGGUGGGCCUCAAAGGCAAGAGUGAGACAGUAGCCAUUGGGGGGCCAUGGUCACCAUCCCUUGAUGGACCGAAUCCGGACUCCGACCCUCAAACACUGAUUCGGACAGCUGUGCGCACCUGCCGUGCCCUGACUGGCAUUGACCUCUCGGCCUGCACCCAGUGGUAUCGCUUCGCCGAGAUCUGCUACCGUAGGGAGAACGCCUCCCCCAACGGCGCCAAGGUUCCAACGGCCACCCUGGAAAAAGUGGUGCUGUUCUUCCCCGACGUGUGGCGCUGCAUGCCCACCCGACAGGAGUGGGCCGACCUGGAGCUGCGGCUGCGCAACGCUGACACAGCGGCAGACGACUCGGCAACGGCAGGCGACGCAGCGGCUCCUUCCAAGGAAGAAGAAAAUGCUGCAGAGGAGACCAGCGUAAAGGAGCCGACUCAUUAUGCUGACUUGGACCCUAAAACUAUGAAGGUUGGUGACCUACGUGUGGAGCUGGAGUUGCGUGGCUUGUCCACAAAAGGCUUGAAGUCACAGCUGGUUGCACGGCUUAGCAAGGCUCUCAAGGCAGAGGCGGAAAUGGCUGAGGGUAAUGAAGAGGAGGAGGAAGAGGAAGAAGCUGAGGAGGAAGUUGAGGAGGAGGAGGUUGAGGGUGAAGACCCAGUGGAAGAGGCUGUGCUGGAUGAGGUCAAGGAAGAGGCCGGUGAUGAACUCAAGGAAGGGGAAGAUACUGACAGGCCUGAAGAAGAGAAGGAGGCUCUUGGUGAGGCUGAAGAAAAGCAAGCGGAGUCAGUGGAUGUGGCCAAGGAAGAAGCCAUGGAUGGAGCCAAGGAUGAGGCAAUGGAGAAAGCAACAAAACCUCCACCAAAUAUUGGGAAGCCACUGCGACUUGAGGACCUGCCUAGCCAACCAAGCAUUCUAGUGUACCCAUCACGUACAGCUAAAGGGGGCCGUUUUGACUGUUCAGUCAUGUCUUUGUCCCUGCUGCUUGACUAUCGCCAAGAGGAUAACAAAGAGCACUCCUUUGAGGUGUCGCUGUUUGCAGAGCUCUUCAAUGAAAUGUUGAUUCGAGACUUUGGUUUCAACAUCUACAGGGCUCUACUAGAAGCUCCUGAGCAAAAAGAGGAAAAGAAAAAAGAUGGUGUUAAGGUGGAAUCGGACAAGAAAAGUGAUCGUCGAGAUGAUCGGAAGUCGGACCGCCGUCGAGACCGCAAGGAUGAUGAAAAGAAAACAGAUGAUCAGGAUGAAAGCGAUGCUGCUUCAGAGCAGUCUGAUGGAGAAGGUGAUUCUGAAGAAAACAAAGAGAAGCGAGCACGCAAGGAAAAUCGUCCCCAGCAGCAACGUACACUACAGCGUCAUCUGCUUCUCUCAUUCAUAUACUUUGACCAAAACCAAUGUGGUUACUUGCAGGACAGGGACCUUGAAGACAUUUUCUACAUUAUUGGCCUUGAACUCUCACGUGGCCAGGUUCGCCGUCUUCUUCAGAAAGUAUCAAAGCGGGAAACAGUACGAUACAGAAGCCUAACUGAUGCACCAGUUUGUCCUGAGGACAUUGUUGAGGAAGCACCUGUGGCUGAUCAAGAAAUGGUGGAUGAGGAUGAAGUGCCUGGGGAUGAGCAGCCAUCAGAACAAGACCUGCAAAUCAUAGCCAUGGGCAACCGUGGUCUCCUGCUGAAGUCUGAGGAUGGCUUGCAAGAAAGCAAUGCUACUGACCCUUCGACUGCCUUGGAAUCUGCUGGUGUGGCUGGGGCUAAAUUGGUCUUCCAUGAUGGAGCCCUGCUGGACGUGGGCAAGUUGCUGCGACAGGUGGAACGCAGUGAGAGAGCCCGUACAAGCUCGGAAACCCGCUUGAAGGAGCUCAUUGAAGCCUUGGCUGAAGUGCGUGAAUCAUGGGAGGCAUCCCGACAAGAAGUGUUGAAAACGCAGAUUGACUUGGACCAGGCACGCCGCCAGCUAGUUGUCGUUGAAGACGACUUGUGCUCAUCACGUAAGGCUGCCCAGGAACUGCGACUGGCCCUUCAGAAUUGCAGGCAACACUUACAGGCCACUUUGGGGAGCCUGGAGACUGUGCUGGGCCGUAAGGAACAUAGGGGUGACACCAAGAAUGAUGAUUGAGCGCAUCAGUAGACAUUCACUUCUAUGAUUCCCUUCUGUAGGGAUAACUUUCCUGUGUUUUGAACCUUUGGUGGCAAAACAGUUGUUUCUUCUUUAUUGUAGAAGCUACAUCCAUCAUGCAGUGCUUGAUGAUAUAAGCCAACAUUUUGUUAUACUUCUCUCUGUCUGAUAUUGUUGUUUGUGGUUGAAUGAUGAGCAAUGCACCAAGCUAUGUCCAAAGGCAGCAUUGGUACUAUAUACUAAUUAGUUUCCAUCUCUAAGCACUUGCAUUUAUUUCUGAAAAUGAAAGAUGAUGGACCAUGGACAAUACGAGGUGGCAUAAAAUGUAGUGUCCUUUAUUGUCUUUACAUUAUGAAAUUAUAUAUAGAUAAGUUUAAUUCUUUCUAUUGGACACAAAACUCGAUGAAGGAUUGUACAACUUCGUUAUGCUAUUAUUUUUUUCCAAACAUGUUUACUACUGCAGAUUUUGUAAUUAUGCUUUUGUGCCUUGUUUAUUGGUUAAAGGGGUAUUGACACAAAAACCUUGUAUCCUGCUUUUAUUACUUUAUUGGAUAGCUGUUGACCCCGUAACUACUAGUGUUGUUCUAGGAUUUCUUGAACACACAAAAAAUACGCCCCCUUUUAAUGUGACCAUUUCAAAAUGCAUGCCAAAUGGAGCGUGGCUUCUUGGCAUAGGGUUUGUUUCCAAGGGAACCUCUACAUGCCAUGAAAAUCAUAGUAGUGGUGACAUGGUGUCACAAAGCACUGACUAAUGCGCUGUCAGCCUGGUAUAGUUGUUGCAAGCCCCACAGUGACCGUGUUGCCGAUAGGUGGACACUAGCCACAUAAGCCAUUGUUUCCUCUUUCACUCUGUGCUUUUCUGCAUUCGACACUGGAUAACAAGCUUGGUCCCUGCUUGCUGUCACUUCUGUCAGAACACGCAGCGCCCUUUGUCCUUUGCACUUUCUCUCCCAUUGUCCAUCAUCUAAAGCUUUUGGCAAGACAACCACAAUGUGGCUUCAACAACUGAUGUAACUUCAUAGCAUGGAUACAAAGGACGAGACUGAAGGGAAACAACAUAUACACAGGUAUGUUGUUUCCCUUUCGUCUGGUCCUUUGUUUAUGCGCUAUGAAGUUACGUCAUGGAAUACCAACUAGCCCAAUCUCUAACACUGUUCAAUUAUUGCAAUGACAUGGCAUCAGUGAUACCACGUGACCCCUCCCCUGUCCUCCUCUAUAUUCGGGAUGUACUCAGGUACACUUGUAAAAAAAAAACUGCACCAAUAAAUUCGGUCUACUUUUUUAAUUUUGCGCAUUCAAAAAUUUUAUAAUUCAUUGUUUGUUGCACUUUUGAGAAAUGAAAGCCUCUUGCUGUUAUUAAGAUGUCCUUGGCCAAUUGAGCCAAAAGAAAGCAAUACAAAAGUUUUGUAUCGUUGCUCUUUUAAAUGAAAAUGAGCGCACAAAAGCUUGUAGUACUGUGGUAGGCUUAGGAUUGCAAGUCAAUAUGUUUAAUUUCAUAAAAAGGCAGAUUUGCAUAAAUACACAAAAGCUUAAUUGAAAGGACAUAAUCCGAAAAUGCUUUUGUGACUGCACAAUUAUAUUGGUAGCACUGCUCCUGUUAUGUCUUUUGUUUAUGUUUACGGUACCACAAGCAGUUGCAUCUUUGGAAGACUCGACUUUUGUCUGUGUGCUGCAAGAAUUUGCCGUAGUUGAGCCUGAUAGCUUUGUUUAUGACAGGGCUCUUAUUUGUUUCACUUGAUCUUCAUGCAUGUUGCGUACCAGACCGUGACAUGUCUAAAUUUUUUCACUCCCUGAAAGUGAGUUGAGCAGGCUCUUGGUGUGCUUUUCCUUUUCUUUUUUCUGUGCCCAGCAUACUGUUGUACUCUGUGCAAAAAUUAAAUAUUAUUUGCACUUUU
Dermacentor andersoni is the source of this 6168-nucleotide messenger RNA. Its product is annotated as cell division cycle and apoptosis regulator protein 1-like. Gene Ontology annotation, biological process: regulation of DNA-templated transcription. The record is from RefSeq and is a predicted model, not a curated record. Lineage: Eukaryota; Metazoa; Arthropoda; Arachnida; Ixodida; Ixodidae. Gene Ontology annotation, cellular component: nucleus.